Molecule: messenger RNA, 13727 nt
Organism: Rhopilema esculentum
Lineage: Eukaryota; Metazoa; Cnidaria; Scyphozoa; Rhizostomeae; Rhizostomatidae
Source: RefSeq, a predicted model, not a curated record
UAAUUAGUUGAAAAUAGUACGCAAUGAAGGUGCUGCAAAACUGUUUUCCUUUAACACCCUAACUUUGAUCUACCAAUCGGUCUAUAUAGUUUUACUGUGAUAGAUUUUAAAUUCUAAAAUUAUUUGUCGGUUGGAUGUGAACCAAAUGAAUAAAAAAAUGGAUGAAUUUAUUUAAAUGUUUUCAAAUUGGUUUUGGAAGAGUGGAUUUCUGUGAAGGAAUAAGUUUGAAGUGGUAUUGGCAGGGGGCUCGGUUAAGGCAAAUCCUAUGAAGAGAUUUUUCGACGGUACGGCUCACUAAAAGAGCAAAAAUUGUUUUUAUCUUGUAGAAACGGAACGUGUCUCUCUUCGCUGAUUUUGCAGCAACCUGAUGUUGAUAAAGUAAGGCUAGCUGUAUCAUAGGACGACCAUUAAAAUGCUGGUUCAUAUUUUCUAUCAAUUGGGAAGUCGGGAUGACCCUUCAUUAUUUAAAAUCAAGCUACAAUUGGCAAUGUGGAAUUACCUUUUUUAUGUAGAGAUAAAAUGUCUCUAUUCUGGAAUCUACUUAGUCAGUUUAGAAAACAAUGAAAAGGUCAUCAGUUGUAUUUAUAUUAAUUUCUAGGUCGAUACCAUAUGAGCUACUAAUUAGUUUUUGUGAAUAUGAAAUACGUUUGCUGUUUAUGCGGAAUAUGAUAAUCAGUUCUAAAGAGAACAGGUUUCCGCAACGGUCCUCGUGGGACGGACAAUAAAAUUGAAAAGAUGUACUCCUGUACAGAAUUUGCUUUCUUAUGCUUUUAAUUAAAUUACAAUUUUCCUGAUUAAAGCAGAUUAAAUGAAAAGUGCUAAAUAUGAUUAAUGUGAUACAAUAAAUGAAGGUAAUACGAAAAAUCUUGUAGUUGUACAAUUACAUAAAUGAAACAGUUUAAGAGCCCUUUAUAAAUCCCACAUUCUUGACAUAAUCUGCAAUCCGGUAUUCGUGUUUUUCUAAUUUCACUUUCUUUUUAAAGGCUUGUAAUUUUUAAGUUUUGUAUCAUUCGGCAAUUUAUCCCAUAUUUUCUGUCCCUUGAAUCUGGUUGUAUCAGUUUCAUGUUCGGCUGUUCUUCCUGUUGGUAACUGUAAAUUUAUCUUGCCUCUUAACUCCCAUAACCGAAAAUUCCCCUUUCUCAUUCAAUCCGCGUUUGUAGCUCAUCUAGUUGUACAUGUACGGUCAAUAAUGUCACAUUCCAUUUUUUGAAACUAUAGAGACACCAACAACAUUCCUUGCACCAUUCCCAAGGAACAUUUUGCAUAUACCUCGGUUGGAUCCACAGAAAGAUUUCAUUCUUCAAGCGAAUUAUGACUCGUGAUUCGCAUCAAGUAAAAGGAUCCCCACCGCCCCCCCCCCAAUUCGCUUCCUUGCAAAGCUACUGGAAAUGCAUAGCGAAGUCAAACCAACCUGUUAGAGCAAUUAGAUAGAAAAUUUCUAAAAGAGAUAAGUCAACGGAAAAGAAACAAAGGCAACAUUGUAUUGCGUUUCAGGCACCUAUAGCUGCACCAUGACAUUUUAUAAGGUGCGCGGGCAGCUAAGUUUAAAAUUUCUAUAUCAAAUCAGUGAAGAAUCCUGGGUCAAGUAAGAUUGAUUUCAUAGAAUCAAUGGGUCAUGACAAAUACAUCUAACCAUCUUUUUGAAUUAAUAAGCCUUUCCGAUACAGCACGUCAACAACAGAGGAACUACAUUUAAAUCGAUGAGGACAUUUCAUUGACAAACAUUUAAAAUAAGCCUUUAACUGAAGUAGUUGUACGUCUUGACCGACUGUUUAAUAGGAUGCGCGAUGAGCCACCGGUAAAUCUGCCUGCAGCUAUAGUUUGAGGGUAAUAAGCGUGGCAGCCGAUCAAUCAUGCGAUUGAGGGUCGUUUGUCAGCGCGUAUCUAGUCUUGACCCGUGAAAAAGAUUCGUGCAGUCAGGGCAGCUAGCUAUGAGAAGCUUCCCUUAUCGUUAAUCUCUUACACUUCAAAAUCAUUUAUAUUUGUAACAGUGUGACCUCUUUGAAGCAUUGUUCUAUAUGAUAUUGGUUUUUUGCAUUGAGGAAUCUGGUAAAGGAGUUUUCCAACCGAAGAAGAGGCGUACACCAGUAUUCGAUGGCUGGUGUCCCCCCAAUUGGCGACAUCUCACCGACACAUCCAAGUCCCCGUGGAGCGCAAGAGCCAAGAAAAAUGGAUGGCAACAUCAGUAGCAACAAUAACAACAACACUGGGGUGCUAUGCUUGAAUAAAUUUAAGCCAUUGCCUCCCAUCUCAAACAUUCCUGGCCUAAAUCCGGAUUCUGAAGUUAUUGCAGCGGCCGAAAAGAAGGUGUUUCGUACCUUCAAAGUUCUGGAAACCGAUUCUGCGUACGUCAAACUAGCAAAGCAAGGAGGCAGAAAGAACCUAUUGGAAUACAAAGAAUUUAACAACGAGUAUUUGAGAAAGAAAGAAAGCCAAGUGGCAACAAAGCGUAAAGAUGCAGUCAAAGGAGAAAACAAUAACAAGACUAAAAUUGGCAAUGGGAACAAAACAAUUGAAGAAAGCAACAACAACAAUAACAACAACAACAAUGAUAUUGAGUGGAGCAGUGGCAACAACAAUAAAGAAAAUAAUAACAACAACAACAACAGUAACAACAACAAUGUUAUCAAGAAAAAGGCAUUUACAGUCCUGAAGAAAAAAGGCGAAUUCAAAGAGCGCCCAGACAUCCUUCCAGUUGACCAAACUGAAAUCCUGAAGCACCUGAACGCACCAAAACGUCCGAUACUGCCAAAGAUAAAGCAUUAUCCCAGGCUUGCAGCUCGAUUCGUCAAAGUGGGAGGGCGCUGAUUGAUGUCACAAUAAGACUGUUAUGUUGCAUUUUCACAGAUGAUAGGUAUUUCGUAUAUUUGCGAACAGGAAUUGAUUUAGAAUAUAGAUAUUGCUUAUGUUUGAAAGAUUUAAAUUUCAUUAUUUGUAUAGAUAUUGCUGAUCUUUGCUGAGAGUGUUAGCAAUUUAAAUAGGGCUUUGAAAAUUCAAUUCCGCAUCGUGGAUGUUUCCAGGCAAUUUUGAAGAACUGCAAAAACAGCGUAUAUCCAUCUAAGCUUGGAAUUUGCGUACCCUGUGGUCUGACGCAUAAAGAUUACAUAAGACAUGGGUUACGUCAAAACAUAUGGCGAUGUUACAUGUAUUUCUGCCGACGCGCACACACAUUUUUAUCAUUUUCACAUUUUUUGGGGUUCUGAAACUCGAUAACUGUUUGAGCAACUCAUCGUCAUGCGUCUGCUAUUAAUAAUUAUCCAUUGUGAUCAAUAUUUAUACGUAAAACGAUCGCAUAAAAGAUGCCUUAUUUGCUAAAACUGUUUCUUAACAUGGUUUUUAGAAAAACAGCCGUUUCCUACGCAAAUGGUUUGUUAGCUUAGCCUCUGUGAGUGCUAAUUGUUCUUUGAUCAGCCAUCAAAAGGGCAUCAAGAUGAAUCAGCUUAAAGUUUUGCGUUCAAUCCUCUAACAGAUCUCGCAAACUUAUUCCAAGUUUUAUCGAAGCAACUUUUGUCUGUAGUGUGAUGAUAUCUUCCAAAAAAGAAUUUACAGAAUACAAUAACAUCAUUAACGAAUUUUCAUGCAUGACAUAGCAAAAGCUUUAUCAAUGUAGGCAGAAUAUUGAUCACAGAAAAUUUGUGUACAAUAUUUUACCGAGGGCUUGCUUGAAUUUAUUAAUAUCCCCUUAACAGUGAUGCAUUUGUCUCUAAGUAGCAAAGGAGCUGCUUCAUUUAUUCGUAAGAACUAUCGAAAGUAAGGAAUUAUUUAUGUAUGUUGUAAAAAUGUAUUAAAUUUUGUUUUGGUUUUUUCUUAGCUUCUCUGUUACUUUGUAAAUAAAGUGGAGGAAUUGUAAGGUUACCCUGUACAGGCAUCAGAAGAUUGAGUAAAGUGCAGAUUAAUUAAAAAUGCUGUUGAUAUUUGAUUUGAUAUCAAGAAUUAUCAGAAAUGGUCUAUCGAAGUUUCUCAACGAUUUUAUCAGAAUUUGUAAAACACAAACAUACAUGGUGCUAUUCAUCUCCGCUAUGGUGAAGAUGUUGGUAAAUUACAUUUUAAUAUUGAACAAACCGUAGCCAAUAUCAAUGCCACAGUUUAAUGUGGAUUUUGCUAGUCACUUAUUCGUGGCUGUUCUGUUACUAGUAACUGGCUGGCAAAAACAUCAUACUUAAAGGUGUUAUUUCAGGGAUAAGCAUGCAAUGACAAUAAAAGGCAUAAUGGUAGAAAUAAAUCACUCUUCGGGCGCUCACGUUCCCCCUCAAAAAUCGUGUUACCAGAAAUGCAAAUAUGAAAAUACAAUCACAUCUUUUCCAUAUCCUUACCGUACUAUAACCUCUAGAGAACAUUUCAGCAUGAUUUGAGAUGCCUUUAAGGUUUCAAGUGAUGCAGAUUAAUUUGUGGUUUCUGUACUCAUACAAAUUAAACAGAAAGUUGAAACCUCAGGUGACAGGGCUUUCAAGGGAAUAAAAUAUCAAUAGGACAAUGCUUGGAGGUGAUUUUAGGAGUGUAGAAAACAGAGAAGAUAUUCAUUUGAAAGCUGUCUGCUGGUGUUGUUGAAAGAGAGAGCAUCACUGCUAGAAAUGAUAACUGACACAGCAACUUCUAUCGAAGAAAAAGGAAUAUGAACCGAACAAACAAAAUGUGAUAAUUUUUGGCACUGGAUUCAGAAUGAAACGACCAGUUCGCUGGAUGAGCACGGACUAUCAAAGCAAUGUUUGAAAGGUCCCUCGUAUGCGAAGCAACCUUAGCCUUUUUAAGCAUGCAUAGUUGGAAAUUAACUGACAUUCGAGCAUGACAGAAAAAGAAGUCAACGAAUUUGGUCACGGGUUGCUGCACAAAGCUGUUAUUCAUAACAGAUUGGAUAAAUUUGUUUACCUUCUUCGGACAGGACAUGACUUGAAUGUAGAAGAUGAGCUUGGAUUCUCGCCUCUUCACCUAGCGGCAUUCUUGGGAAGAUGUGAGAUUUUGCAGUUAAUGUUCAAGCUUAUCUAUGAUGAACAAAGGGAAGCGCUGCUACAGAGACCUCACGAUUCACUGACAAAAGGCGAGACUUGUAGAAACACUCAUUUCAUUGAUAUCAACGCCAGGACAAAGAAUGGACAAACGGCACUACAUUUAGCUGUAAAAAAUGGUCAUUAUGGUGUUAUUGUUUCUUUAGCGAGUUUAGGGUGUAACCCAAACAUUGUAGAUCAGAGUGGCCAAACAGCUUUGCAAGUUGCAGAAAAACUUAAUCAAAGAGCUUGCAUUGAUGCUCUGAAGCAAAAACAAGAUUUUGCUGGAGAGAAAGCUGUCCUUUAUCACAGCACAGGCGCGUUGAGAGAAGAAGACUUCAAGAUGGCAAGAAAUGAAGCUGUUUUGAAAUCAAAAGAGGUGCCAGUUUUUCAAGCUGAUACCACUCUAAACGAAAACCUAAUCACACACCAAACUCAUGUUGCUAUCAACAUCUGCAACGCUAAAGAUGUAGAGCAAUUGGGACAAGUAUCUGAGGACUUGAAAUCUUUUAUAGACGAUUCAGUGGGGACAACUACAGCUGCAGGUAAGAGUGAAAAUGCUGCAAUAGUUGAUAGUUCGUCUUUUGCUUCUACUUCAUGCAACAUAAGUGAAAGCAAGCUAAAUAAAUCCGCGGAAAGCUUGCAGAUAUCAAAGGAAUUGCAAUCAGGUUUUGAGGAAAAAAGGGUAAAUCGCAAAUCAAAGGUUCACGAUCAGAUUCUUUGUUUAAAAUGCCUACUGAAACGGAAGUCUGGAUAUCCAAGUAAAUUAGUUUCUUCCAUAUCAGGACUGGAUAUGGGUGCGAACCAGUCUGUAGAUACAGCACCUCAGGCCAGUGAUAUGUGGGAGGUCUGGGAACUUAAUAAUAACCGGAAUGACGACAAGAAGGAAUGGAACAGUCCAAACAGGUCGCGCAAAAAUUUUGGACAACAUUUCGAGCCAUAUGCUUCACGCUCAAUUCCUGAUUUUUUAAAUAAAGAAUCUUCUCUAUUGUUGGGGUCUUUAGAACUCAAGCAUAAAGAUUAUCACAACGGUUUCAAAGCUUUGCACAACGAAAGCCAAGAAAGAAGCUUUUCUUGUCCUGAACUGUCUUUGUUAACUGAGAAAUCGACUGAUGAUCAAAGUCCUAUUAAUAUUACAAACUCGGUUCAUGGCUCAUUGAAAGAGAGGCUUGAGGAUUCCGAAGCCAGGAAAUCAAUAGAAGAAUUUGGAAACGACAGUUUUGAAACUGACAAUAAUCGAAUACAUUCGAGCGCUUAUUUUGAUGCAGAUAUAAGAACCAGCCUGCCUUCAGUCGUCCUAACAAGUCUUGAUGAAUCACCUCAUGUAUCUAGUAGCAACUUAAUCUCGUAUUCAAUGAGUCCGAUUCAGAGUAAGCCAGAUCUGCCUUACUUUUUCUGCGAAGACAUUUAUCACAUUCGAUCUGAUUCAGAUUUACGUGGGAAAUUUCGUAGCAAGAUUCACCAUCCAAGUUUGACUGACGACUUGUUAUCAAGAAGCACAUCCUACCUGUCUCAAUGCAUUCUUGAAGAGCAAAUCGAUUACUUUCCUUGCAAAGAUGACUCGUGUCUAUUUACACCAAAACACAAAUGUUACGACUGGAGCCUAUCGCUGGAUUCUCCGAAUGAUUGCGAUAAAGAUCAUUUAACGGUCAGUAUUAGAUCACGUGAUGAGGACACGGCCGUGGAGCCUGCGUACUCGUAUAUCUGUUCUGAGAAUGAAGAUCUUGAAGGAUCCUUUGUUUGCUCGGAUUGCGGUGACAUCAUCCCGAAGUUAGGCCUUCAUGCUAAUGACGAAGACACCCAACCGAACAUAAUGAAAGAAUUUGAUGACAAAGAUGAGUUUGUGUUAAUCUGUUAUCCAGAAAGUGAACAUCAGUCUGCAAACAUAGAUGCCAUCGAUAGAAAAAAGAGAAUAGAAACUAAUUUGUUAACAAAAUCGAUGUGUAUUUUUCCUCGAGAAGACAACACAAGGAUCAGAAGGCUAUCGGGGGUUCAUGGAAGCCUCGAGAAUAUUCAAGAAAUUGAAACAGAGGCUGAAAGAGAUAGUGAUUGCGAAGAAAGUGACGCGGGUUCAGAAUAUAGCGAGCAUAGUUGUAAUCUUAGAGAAAAAUCAUCGGAUUUGUUAAAAGUUCCUGAGAACAUCGAAGAAUUCAAAGGUAAAGAGAAAGAUAGGGAGGUGAAGGGUGAUCAGAAUGAUUGUGAAGCAAGGUGUAGUGAAGAAGAGGGUAAUUGUAAAGGUAUUUUUAAAAACACCGUAGAAGGAGAGAAAGUAUGUUGUGUAAUGGAUGGUGAAGGAUGUGCAGAUAUAUGUGGUGACCUUAAUAGAAAUAUCGAUGAACAUUCAGGUGAACGUUGCAUUGUUGACCAAAUGGCUGAACUACCUGGACACGGACCAGAAGAUGGUAACAGUAUGAAAUCGGAGGGUGUAAAGAAGACAAGUGAAUGUAAUAAUAGGCACUACGACCAUGCCAUUAACAACACCCUAGUUGAUUUACCAAUAAUUGAUGAUACAAAUAAAGUAAUAGAACAAAGUAACUGCAUCGGAGUUGAUAUGGUUUUUAGGAGUGCAAGUGACUGUGUGGAAAAUGCGUUAGCCGUAGAAACUUUGGAAAAACCAGUGAAAACAGACAGCUCAGACGUCAGUUUAGAUAAUGAUGGAUGGAGUAACUCACUGGAAAAAGAAAGCCUCAACAAUGAUGGAAAGCCUCCUACCAGUGGGGAUAAGGUAAACUUACAGGAAUAUGGGACCUUCUUGCUUCCAGGGGAGGCAACGAAAAAGAACGGCAUAUCGACAGAAGAGGUCGAGAAAAACUACGAAAAUAGUUUGAAAGAAGCUAAACAUUCUGACUAUUUGGAAUUUGAAAUCUCGAGCAAGUACGAAAAUGAGCACGAAUGUGCAUCAUCUAGUUGUGAAAAUUACCUCGCAAAAGGACAAUUAGGGAUUGUUGGAACAGAUUUACGCUUCCCCUCAAUAUCAAAGUUUCCAAAAAAGGAAGAAUCGAGUGACGCUAUAAGAAGGUAUAAUUUCUUUAAAAAUACAGAGAAUCUUUCGAACGAUAGCAUCAGUGAAAAGAAGCAAAACGAUUCUUUUGGAAAUGCUGGUGCUGGAUCUCAAGACAUCAUAUUUAUUCCAGCAUUGCCAGUUGUGGCUGGUGAGGAGGGUUUAAUGUUUGCAGCAGUUGUUAAGCAGACCAACAUUUCAGAAAAGAUUUCAGAAAAAGAUGAGGAGCAAGAGAAAUCUUUCAAUGCUCUUGCAGGUAAAUCUGAUUUAGAAUUUAGUACUUUGCAAAUAGACAAAGUUAACUUUAACCAAAGUCAACGUAACCAAAAGGACAAAGAUGUUCCAUACGACCAAAUGGGAGUUAGGAAUAUUGCAAAGGAGAGUGUUAUUGCCAGUAAGUAUGACUCAAAUGCAUGUCCUAAUCGAAAAACGUCCUUUGCUAAAGAGACUCACUUCAGCGAAUAUCAUCAAUGUCAAAUGUGUAACUGCCUUGGGAUUAAUGAUGAUGUGGCCUACGGGUGUUUACAAUGUACGUACGAUAGAGGACUAUCUCAGUCUACGAGCGAAAGCCUGCUCUCCGCUGAUACAGGCAUAGAUGUUGACGACGUGUCGUUGGCAGACUGGGACGAUUUUAGUGUGGGCCUGGAGAAUGUGCAGUCGAGUUUUUCGAAAAGUAAUCGUUGUGUUAGUGAAUUGACAUCAACGCCAACGAUAAGAAGAAAAUCAUCAAAUCAGUUCAGUACACAAGAAGUGAUUGGUGUUUGUGUAAAAAGAAUAAGUUUUAAAGCAGAAGACGGAGUCUGGAACAGGGAAGAAAACAUACAUUGCAAAAUAGAAGAUUCGGGUAGCAUUUCAAAGCGUAUGCCUUCACCAGUCGUUUUAAAAGCAGAGACAAGAACUGCUCAACAAACUCCCGUCAACCAUAAUGACGUGGGGAGUCUUGAAAGUGAACAGGGUAUCGGACAGAAUGGUUUUUCAAGUAGCUCAAUAACCAAUUUCCCGUCGAUCGACAAAAGUCAGUUGGAAAAUGUGCUUUGUAAUAAAGAUUCACAAAGCAGUCACCUCAGAGAUAAUGCUUGCAAGAAACGUCUCGCAAACACUACGAUGAUGGUAGAAAGCUCUUCAUCUCAUUUUUGUGAGUUGAAUCGUACCGUUGAAUUUAGCAAAGGCUUGAUAGAUGAUACAAAUGCAAAAACAAGUGAUCACCUUUUUGGUGUACCUGAUCGAGAAGACUCUAGUAUGAAUUUGUCUGAUAAAGUUAGCGAGAACUCAAGGACAAACGAUUUGAUUUCUUUCAAUAACAUCGAAGAAGAGCUUAUCAACCGUUUCAAAAAACAAAUUUCUUUCAAAGUUUAUCUGACUGGUGGCGAAAGUAAUGUCAUUUGCGAAGAAUUCAACAAUGAUGAGAUUAUGGGCCUAAAAAUUUUUUCUAUAAAUUUAAAGACAGGCAGUGAACACUACUGUGAAUCGACGAAUAUUGAAUCAACAACUGCCAACAUCCUUCAUAUAAAUAGCUGUAUAGCGAUUUUCCGAAAGAAAAAAACGACAAAUGAUGUUAGAUUAAUCUGCUAUAAUUUUCAAGGGGAAGCAAGUAGAACAAAGCUACAUGACUGUUGGCUGAUGAAAGAUGCAAAGGCCUUUGCUCUUGUUUUUAUAAAAAUUGCCGAAAGCUCUACGCCUAAAAGACUGCAAUACAUUCUUGCGAGAAAGCUUAUCCAACAAGCUAUACUUAGAAAAACAUGUAAUAUAAACGUUGUCGUUAACUGGAUCCUUGUUUUCCUUGGACUUAUUAAGAGCGAAAGACCUGUUGAUACGUCCAAGGAAUUAUCGAAAGUUUUGUCGUUGCUUUGCCAAGUCGUGAUGCUACCAUAUUUUGAACUACGAUACACUCGUCAAAUCGCGUUCACGGUCGCUCGGCCACAUGUCAUGUUUAUUGAUCACGCAGAAUCUCGCACGCAGUUCCUCAUCACUUGCAUAAACAUAGAAAUAAGCAGUGUCUCGUUUUCUUGUAAAUAUCCGUUUAAAAUAUUUGUUGCAGUUCACAAAUACCUGUCCAAUCUUGAUGACGAUCUUAACGUAGCAAUCCGGACACUUGACACGCAUAUGGCGGAUUUUUUAUGUCAUGAAAACAGUCUCGAUUUUGUCAGUGACAUUCUCAUUUACUUAGGCCUACUUAAAAGCGAAUUUCCAGUCAAUACGACAACGGAUUUUAAAUCAUGCCUUCCACUUCUCGCUCAUAUCGUUAGACAAGCGUAUUUUCCAGAAAAUGGAGCAUUCCUACUUCAUGCUUUCAUCAUAAAACCAAAUGCAUUGCUGAAAGAUCUCAUGGUAGAAACAUCGAAUUUGUUGGCUGCUUUGGAAUCUAAAACAAUUAUGAAUUCAAAGAAGAAGGAAAAGUCGAUCGGAAUUGGCCCAAGCGAACCAGUGUUUCAAAUAACCGAUGAACUAUAGCUAUAGUAAAAUAACCAUAUUCUUGAUGAAAUAUUUCGAAUUGCCUACAGAUUAGCGAGAAAACAUUAUAGCUUAUAUAAAAUCAAAUAAACUUAGGGAUAUCUCCAUUUCAUCCAAAGCGUUUCAUGUAACACCCUUCAUUCUUUGCCCAAUUUGCACCGAGAUACAAGGUUAUCAUUUUUGGUUUCAAUUGUACUUUUAUAAAGAUAUGUUCAAUCAUGGGACGCUAAAAAGCCUUUGAACAUGUAGCCCUGGGCUUCAUUCUAACCUCAAAUUACUUAUAAUCGAUCAUAACGUUUACUUUGGACAAUACUGUAAUUUUCACGCGUCUGUUCAAGAUCUUAAUAAUUAGCUUUUUGCCACAGGUAAAAAUUUAGAAUGAAAACCGAUAUUAGACAUAUUUUUUCUCGGUUAUGGGAAAUUGCAUGUAGCAACAAUCUCUGACAGAUAUCAUUUUGUCAGGAAGAGGUUUAAGAAAAGCUCAUUUCCCAGUUUCCUGAAAACAAUUAGACCUUUUUUACUCGAAAAAGAUAAUUCACGCGCCGAAAUUUCUGCAAAUCAGUUCAAAGCCGUAGUGAUUUCAUUUAUCAUGUCGUUUCUCAGCAUUUCAGUCAGUUUGGGAAACAACCGUUUCUAGGUUUGAAUGUCCCGUUUUGCUUAUUGGAUAAAAAUGGCAAAUCAGCAAAGCGAAACAAAGGCUAGAGAGUUAUUUAUGUGUUUUCAAUGAAUAUAGGCAAAUACGGAGAAAUAAAUCAACGCCAGUAGUUUUUUAAACGUCGUUAGCUUAAGGCUUUAUCGAGGCUUUCCUGUCGAUUUUGUUGUUGUUGUUGUUGUUGUUUCGGUUGCUGUUAGUUUUGUUAUUGCUGCUGUUUUUUAAUCCUUAUGGCGAUGUUAUUGCUCUUGUCUCUUCAUUCUUGAGGCAUUUCUGUUGAUCCUCCUUUGUUUGUUUAUUGUUGUUGUUGUUGUUGCUGUUCCUGUUGUUGUUGCUGUUCCUGUUGUUGUUGCUUAUUGCGUUGUUGGCCAUUGUUGCUGGCAGUGUUUUGUUUCUUCCUUAAUUUUUAGAAACUUUAGAAACAGGUUUUUAUCAAACUUUCCAACCUCAUGUAAGCGCUUUCUUCGUCUAAAUUGAAAACAUCAAAAGCAUCCAAAAAAUCUAACUUUGGAAACGCAUGCAUGCAUGAUCCAAUGAAUCUAGUGAAACCUGUACUUAUUAUUGUUUAGUACCAAUAUUACAAAGAAUCUGGAGGUGGUUUGAAGGUCACGGUAGCAGUCAACAUUCAAAACUAACUUUUAAUCUAAUAUAUUAGAGAUGUGGGCGUUAUAAUCACUUUUCGGUAUGUAUGCAAUGUAUAGACAGUUCUUUGAUAUAGAUUUGUUUAAAUGCAGCUGUUAACAAUAUUUAUUUAUUUAUUUUUCGUGAAUUAUUUAUAGAAUUAAUGAUAUAUAUUUUAAGUACGUAUGUUGAACCUGAUAUCAUUGGCAGCAGCUUUAAAUCCUCCGCAUAAACACAUUUAAUUUUUCCGAAUCACCCGUUCAUUAGUCUUUAAAAACUUCUGGAGUUCAACUUUUGUGCAUAAUGAAAGAGGUGAUGAUAAAGGGAGUAUGAAAUACUACCUUACUGCCCCUCCCCCCACUAUCUAAAGAAGAGUUAUUAAACUACAUUGUUCAUGCCACAAUACCACAGAAUAGUUGACCCAGUUCCAUGUGUUAGUUUAUUCUGAUGUUUCAUCCAGAGCAAUUUAACUCAUCAUAACUAGAGAAAUAGUGCAUAUUCUCUUUAGAAUAUCAACUGGAUUCCUUACGGCAGCGUAGGUACAAUACUGUAAAGACACAAAAUUAAUACUCAAUUGCAAUGUUACUGAAAGAGAAUUUGAUUACGAACUUAAAGACAGUAAUAAAACUCAUUUUUAUAGCAUUCUGAUUAACAUCAGUGCGUUUUUGGAAGUCGACUCAUUAAUAAAGAUCCUGAAAUGGAGCCUAAACCCUUAUUUUUUAAGAAACACUACUACAGUAAAUUUUGUGUCUGUGACGGUAAUACUUUUUGCUGAGGAAUUGUUUCCCUUUUGGCAUAUAAACGUAGCCUUAAUUAGCAAAUCCCAUUCCCCAUGUUUACUUUUCUAACUGGACGUCUGCCAGUAGCUUUGGUCUGUAACAAUCUAUUUGCAAGCUGAUUUUUAUACGCCUUAAUCAAAUAAGGAACAAAUUUCGGGUGUUUUUCGUGUAUCAAUUUCAGUGAAAUUCGAGUGAGCAAUGUAUGAUAUAAAAAUAUCUCUUGACCUAUGGAAUAGGAUUAACAAUUUUGCCACAUUUCGUUUAUACGUAGCACUAUUAAUCAUAGAUUUCAAUUGCUGAAAUUUAUUUAACGGAAUUCAUUUCAGAUAGAUUAUAGACGGAUUUCGCAAACCUCGAAAUCGAUCCCAAUCAGGGCACGUUGGUAGUUUUGUUAGUGAAACAGCUAACAAGCAAGAAUUUGUCCCAGGUUGUCGGAAACCAUGAAAUGGUGCUACAAUGGUACCUCCAUUAACCGUCACCUCUAUACAACGGAUGCUUCUCAACAACGGACAAAAGUUGUUGUCCCAAAUUGUCAACAUUUAAAGGAACCUCUAUACAAUGGACAACUACACUGGUCCAAUCUGUGUCCGUUACAUGAAGGCUCCACUGUAUUCUCUUGGUACAAUCAUUUCCUAAACUGUACAACUAUUGUUUUAAAAGCCUUCUUCAUACUGCUGUUAAAACCAUUGACCAACCCGUUUACUUACUUCUAAAGUUUUUUGCAAAAUUUUCAAGGCAUUGUAAAGGUGAAGGAAGGCAGGUUUCUUUUUUGUACUUCACGCUUUUGCUUUUGUCCAACUCCUAUUUUUGUCAGUCUAAAUCAAUCUAGCUCAAGACAAAAGGGGAUAGUUUUUGUAGAUGUGCUAACAAGGGUGGUCAAAAGGUGGCCCCAUUGUAAUCAAAGUAUAGCUUCGAAGAGAACACACUGAAUCUUCCAACAGAAGCUUAUUGGGGACAUGGGGAGGGAUUUCACAGUUACAAGCAAAGACAAUUCUCAAUGUUUCUAUCAUUUUCAAUUGCUCAUGACAUUGCUGUCAAGUUAGAGGGGAAAAGUAUAUUUUCAUAAUCUGUUUCAAAAUUUUUAUGCCAGCCAGUCUAGCAUAUUUGUGGAUUUUCAAGAGGUUUCUGAGUUCUUGCCUUUUCCAAGUUUCCAUAGUUGCUCAAUUCUUUUUCUUGCGAAUACUGAAGUUUGUUAACUUUUUCUGACUGUCCAAUACUCGCUUCUUAUAAAGAGUUUUUUU